Messenger RNA from Oncorhynchus masou masou (cherry salmon), 3977 nucleotides. RefSeq names its product serine/arginine-rich splicing factor 1B-like. Bases 216 to 1001 code for a protein of 261 amino acids. Lineage: Eukaryota; Metazoa; Chordata; Actinopteri; Salmoniformes; Salmonidae. The record is from RefSeq and is a predicted model, not a curated record. Gene Ontology annotation, cellular component: cytoplasm; nucleus. Gene Ontology annotation, molecular function: mRNA binding. The transcript is spliced from 4 exons.
GUGAAGCCACUCAAGCCUGCGAGAGUUGUGGUGGGAAUAUUUGUAUUUUGUUGCUAGUGAGCUAGCAAAACUUGGUGUGAACUGUUAACGACUGACCAAACAUAGCUUGCUAAUUUUUUUUUAUAUAUAUAUUUUUUACAAUAGCAAUUAGCUAAAUUAACGUUAAAAGUGGUCUCCUAACUUUUAAAACACGAAAGUUAGUUAUCAGUCUACGGAUGUCUGGAGAUAAUAUGUCGGGCGGCGGGAGCGUGGUUCGUGGCCCAGCGGGAAACAACGACUGUCGGAUCUACGUGGGUAACCUGCCGCCUGAUAUUCGCACUAAAGACGUGGAGGAUGUGUUUUAUAAGUACGGGGCGAUCCGAGAUAUCGAUCUGAAGAACCGGAGAGGAGGACCUCCGUUCGCUUUUGUGGAAUUCGAGGACCCCAGGGAUGCUGAUGAUGCGGUGCAUGGUCGUGAUGGUUACGACUAUGAUGGUUACCGUCUCCGGGUGGAGUUCCCCCGUAGUGGGCGUGGGGGAGGGAGAGGGGGUGGUGGCGGUGGCAGGGGUGGCGGCGGCGAUGGAGGAGGAGCCCCAAGAGGACGAUACGGACCUCCCUCACGGCGCUCAGAGUACAGAGUCAUCGUCUCAGGUCUCCCCUCUAGUGGUAGCUGGCAGGACCUAAAGGACCACAUGCGCGAGGCAGGUGAUGUAUGUUACGCUGACGUGUUCCGGGACGGUACCGGCGUGGUGGAGUUCGUACGCAAGGAGGACAUGACCUACGCUGUCCGCAAGCUGGACAACACUAAGUUCCGCUCCCACGAGGGAGAGACUGCGUAUGUGCGUGUGAAGGUGGACGGACCUCGCAGCCCCAGUUACGGACGCUCCCGCUCUCGUAGCCGUAGCAACGGGCGUAGCAACGGGCGUAGCAACAGCCGCUCGCGCAGCUUCUCACCGCCGCGACGCAGCCGUCCCUCGCCACGCUACUCGCCACGACACUCCCGAUCACGCUCCCGCAGCUAGACACAAACCACAUACACACACCUCCAGCCCAGCGGCCCCCAGGGAGAGGAUACAUCAGACCAGGAGACGGACAGACGCCGCCCGGUGGACAUUCUAAUGAAUUACACCUAAUGUUCUCUUGCCUCGGCUACCUCUUGUUCUUUCAUCCCCGUUUCCUGGUCUAGUUUGCCUCGGCUGUGGUUUUGGCUUAUGACCUCUGUUCUCUUUGUAUCUGCUGACCCCUCAUCUUCCCCCGCUCUCUCUCAUCUGUGUAAAGGGCUUUAAUUGUUCUGUUUCUGUUAGUUUUGACUGGGGGGGUGAGAUUUAAUUUUGUUUGUGGGGCGGGAUGGUAUUUUCUUUGGCCUGUUGUGGUGUCUGUGAUGUGUUGUUGUGCUGACCUCUGACCUGUCUGUCGUGUCUCUCUGUAGAGAUCACAGGAGCAAGCUGAUAGGCUGCUGGGAAACAGGAAACUGUUCAUAUUAGGAUUAACAGGAGGAGCAGGAGGAGUCAAAUAACCAGCCAAUGGUAUGACGGCAGUAGUCUCUCAUCCAAUCAGCUGUCAGACCUGAUGUUUUAGUGACCAGUAAUAUUAUUGAACUGGUUUUAACUUUCUACUCUCAACUCUCACAUAUUAGAGUGCUUUGUCACCUCUCCUUCCCUCAAUCCUCCCCUGGUUUUCUAUUCACGGUUUCUGGUCAGAGUAGCAUGCAUGGCAGUGUGUGUCUGUGGGGGCGGUGUGUGUCUGUGGGGGCGGUGUGGGUCGGUAGGGUAGUGCGGUGGGUCGGUAGGGUAGGGUAGUGCGGUGGGUCGGUAGGGUAGUGGGUCGGUAGGGUAGGGUAGUGCAGUGGGUCGGUACGGUAGGGUAGGGCAGUGGGUCGGUAGGGUAGGGCAGUGGGUCGGUAGGGUAGGGCAGUGGGUCGGUAGGGUAGGGCAGUGCGUCGGUAGGGCAGUGCUGUGCGUCGGUAGGGUAGGGUAGUGCAGUACUGUGCGUCGGUAGGGUAGUGCAGUGCUGUGCGUCGGUAGGGUAGUGCAGUGCUGUGCGUCGGUAGGGUAGUGCAGUGCUGUGUCGGUAGGGUAGUGCAGUACUGUGCGUCGGUAGGGUAGUGCAGUGCUGUGCGUCGGUAGGGUAGUGCAGUGCAUCUGUGGGGUAGUGCAUCUGUGGUGGCAGUAUCAAUAGGCUAGUGUGUGUGUCUGGCAUUGUUAUUAGUGGUUGGUUAGUCUUGCUGCAGAGAACUUUAGUUCUAAUGGUGAGGUGAGUGUUCUUCUGUAAAUGUCUUCUCUUAAACGCAGCUUUCAGAGCCAGCAGGUUGUGAUGGCUGAUUGGCUGUAGCUAGACCUGGGCGGUAUACCGUAUUUUACUAUACACAGAUAUUGAUGCAGGGACCGGGUUGGGUGUUUACUCUACCUUCUAGAACGAUAUUUGAACGUUUGGUUUGUUAAAUGUGAUACGCUGUGUGUGACGUCCGUUUUUAUAGUUGACUUGGCUACUUGGGUCAUCUCUCGCCAUGCCACUUUCUAGCCCCGCCCCCCUGUCACUCAAGGAGCAUAAUUGUUGUUGCUUGACAAGGAGACGCUAUGUUCGGUUUGCAUGGUCAAUGUAACACGUGCAACAAUGUUGAUGACAACAAUGCUGUUUUCACUUUGCUUCUUAAUAUAAAUCCACUAGCGUUCUAUAAUUCCACUAUUAGUUUGUUUCUUACAUCUGCAAAUUUGUAUUUUCAUAACAAGUUGGGCCUUAAUCUUGUUAGCCACUAAUGCUAACUGCUAGCUCGCUAAUAAAUGUAACUAGCUAUGCAGCCUGAUAAUACCAGUGAUGGUGUAGAACUAAAUCGGCAUGUUGGUACAACAGUAUUUUCGAAAUCAGAGGAACAUGUGAAUGUUAGUUACAUUAAGUAACUAAGAGAACCUUCAAUGUAGCCAAAGAUUAGAGUCCCAUAGGAAACACUGACCAUCACUUUGGUUCCUACCCUGUCACAAUAACUCCUCCUGGCAUUUUCAUCUCAAACAACACAGUAUUCAAAGUGCCCACUAUUAUAAGUGUUUUGCUCUUAAUCGCAAGUCCAAUUGCAACAUUUGGUUAUAAAUAAGCCCUAGUAUUUGUGGCCAGUCUUACGGCAGUGUGGAAAUGAUCCCCAGUGCAGGAAAUGCAGAAAUGUAUAAAAAAUGGUUUUGGUUGAAUUGAACAGUAUAAAACAGAAAGGAGAAAGACUCAUUGAAAUCACAUAUGUAACAAUACUCAAAGGAAAUUAAGGACUUUUAUUAAAAAACAUUAAAUACUGCCAUACCAUUUUUUUAAUAUUGUUUGUACACCGUGAUAUAAUAUUUUGGCCAUAUCGCCAAGCCCAAACUAUAGCAGGUUGUGAUAGUUUGGCUGUAGCAGGCUGUGAGUGAUUCUAACCUGUUGCUCCUUCCUUCUCUCUGUUGGGUACGGGAUCUGUCUCAAGGAAGGCUGUGAUUGGAGGAGGGCUCUGUCUCCCCGUCCUGGAGCCAAUCAGACCUUCAGGAUCAGAGCAGGGAUUAGGAUUAAGGAUGGAGAGAGAACGCGGAGUGGGACAGGAGCAUAGGAUCGGGACCAGCCCCCAGGCCACAGCCCAGCCCACUGGAACCUAAAUACUAGACCUAAGUCACUCAAAUGGCUCUCAAACACCCAAAAUUAGUUUAUUUUCCCCGUGUGGACUCCACAGCGUCCUUCUAGGAUCCUGACCAGCGUUCUUUUAUUAUUUAAGUGGAGCUCAACGCAAAACCAGGAGUCUGGCUCAGGAUGGAGGGAGGCGCACAUAAGGAGAUUGGUAACUAGAAGGGAAUUAUAAUCUGGGGGGUUAAAUGUGUUUGUUCAUUAAAGGGAUGGAGGGUAAUGUGUUUCGUUUGUUUGGAGGGAGGGUGUGUUUUUUUUAAGGUUUGCAUUGUUUCCUCAGUAGAUUUUAUGAUUCGUUUGUUUCCCUAGUUGGUAACUUUUCAUGUUUCAGCACCUCUUCAAUAAAGUGUCUUCUACAGUAA